Molecule: messenger RNA, 333 nt
Organism: Cantharellus anzutake
Lineage: Eukaryota; Fungi; Basidiomycota; Agaricomycetes; Cantharellales; Hydnaceae
Exons: 4
Coding region: 1-333 (110 amino acids)
Source: RefSeq, a predicted model, not a curated record
AUGAAAUGCGAAUACGGGCUCGCUAAGACGGACUGGACAAAGGGUGGCGAGGAAUUUAACCGGGGUAGCGCGCAAUUGGGGGUGCAGAAGGUCGAGGGUGGCAGAAGGGUAAAGUUGAGAAAGCCGAACCUGAGUACGAGACCACUAAUAGAUUGGACGAAUCGACAGUACACGAUCCGGGGCAGGGGUCGCGACAAUGUCCACCGAGUGGGAUUGACAGCUGAUUGGGGGGUGUAUGAAUGUCGAGUGUACUACGCGGGAUCAGAACGGGAGGUUGGCGUUGCAGAGGGUGGGCCAGAAGACCAAAAUAACCGUGAUCGCCAGCGGUGUUGA